CACACGUCAAAGGGGUUAUGGAAUCACGAUAUGGAUUAAUGUAUACCCGAAAAAUUUUAUCACCAAAGAACGGAAUGAUGGAGUAUUCUCGACUAUGUCCUUUCGAAGAUACACGCUGAUUAUCUUGUAUAUAAUACACUUUUGCAGAAGUAAUAGCAUCGAUGUUCCACGUAAAAAGUUCUUUAUCACAAUGUGAUUGCAUGUCGAAAUGCUGUGUGGCGUAUUGACUGUUACCUUGGAACAUUUGGGAUCUGUUUCUGUCGUCUACAGUAGGCGAUUUCUAUUAAGGACUCUGUUGAAAGGGAUAGCUCGCUCUUGAGAGAGUUAUUUUUUUGACAAAUGGAUCGCCAUUCUAGCCUUAUUUCUAUUUGGCUGCAGUUGGAACUUUGUGCGAUGGCUGUCCUGUUCACGAAAGGAGAAAUACGGUGUUACUGUGACGCACCUCACUGCGUAGCUACCGGUUACAUGUGUAAAUCGGAGCUCAACGCUUGCUUCACACGGGUCCUAGACCCUCAUAGCACGAAGUCCCUGCUUUCGCACGGCUGUUACGACCCAUUCCUUAAUUCGGCCAAUGCGUGCCGUCCCGAAACCAGCUACGACACCCUCCGCGGCUCUUCCGUGCUACAGUGUUGCCAUGAGGAUAUGUGCAAUUACAGAGGCAUUCCGGAUCCCACGUAUAGAGGAGAUAGCCUUGAGCACAGGAGCAGACUCCAGACAGAAGGCAGCGGGAGACACCUGGUUGCCCGGGUGCAAGAACUUUCACCCUCGACGCGGGAGGUGUGGUUCCGAGCAGCGGUGAUUGCGGUUCCCAUCGCCGGGGGGCUCAUCCUGGUCUUACUCAUCAUGCUGGCUCUGCGUAUGCUCCGUAGCGAGAACCGCAGGCUGCGCCAACAGAGGAGGGAAAUGCUCUGCCGCCUGCAGUAUGGCUUUCACGGCCAGCCCCACCUGGCCAAACUGGACCUGGAAUGCAUGGUACCAGUGGGGACCCACCAAGAGAACUGUUGCCUGACCUGCGACAAAGUCCGGCAGUCGGACCCGGUGGGCGCGGAGCAGAGACUCCUCUCUCUGAUGCAGUGGGGCAGGUAUCACGGAGGAGGCCCAGGAAAGUUGGAGUUUGUUUGACAACGACGCCAUCUCGUCCUCUCUUACUACCCCAUACUCAGACAGGAGACUCAUUUAACUAAGGCUGGGCUUGUUUUGCUCUUCUUAGGGGGGAGUCUGCAAAAAAAAAAAAAAGGAAAAGAAAAAAAAAGCACUAACUAUCAGGUUGCUGCUGUAGGAGCACUUUACUUGAAUGAAAAAAAGCUGACAGAGGACAGUGGAAAAGACUGUGGAAGGGCUGACAAAGAGGUGGUGUGUUCUGGUACUGUCUAAUUGCUGAAGGAUUCCAAAAAAAAUUCUUUGCAUAAAAUUUGCACUUUUUGUAUAAAAUAAAAUGUUGGUUGAUUUUGCUUUAACGGAUGAAUAGUCUGGAGGGGGUGUUAUGCUGACUGGAUGGGGGAAGACGUCCCUGUUAAAAAAAAACCUGAAGAUAUUAACACACUUAUGCUGUCUCUCUCCAGAUUCAUUGUAAAGAUGUCUUGAUAUGUAUAUUUUAUUUCUGAUAUUGAAUCUGUGUCGCGAAGUGCUUUCUAUUGUUGAAACAUGGACUUUUUAAAUUCUGCAAAAUGAGCAUAAAAUAUUGACCAGUU
Chanos chanos (milkfish) is the source of this 1691-nucleotide messenger RNA. It is a transcript of the gene bambib, whose product is annotated as BMP and activin membrane-bound inhibitor homolog (Xenopus laevis) b. The transcript is spliced from 3 exons. Lineage: Eukaryota; Metazoa; Chordata; Actinopteri; Gonorynchiformes; Chanidae. Gene Ontology annotation, molecular function: frizzled binding. The record is from RefSeq and is a predicted model, not a curated record. Gene Ontology annotation, biological process: positive regulation of canonical Wnt signaling pathway; negative regulation of transforming growth factor beta receptor signaling pathway; transforming growth factor beta receptor signaling pathway. The coding region runs from base 340 to 1122 and encodes 260 amino acids.